This is a messenger RNA of Peromyscus maniculatus bairdii (prairie deer mouse), 1751 nucleotides long. The record is from RefSeq and is a predicted model, not a curated record. NCBI's taxonomy places the organism in Eukaryota, Metazoa, Chordata, Mammalia, Rodentia, Cricetidae.
GCUUCCCUUCAGUCCUUCCCUCUCAGUGAAACCUAACUCCACAGUACACUCAGGAGACAAUGUGACCCUGCUGUGUCAGUCAACAGACCAGGUGGACACUUUCAUUCUUUCUAAGGAGGGAGCAGCCCAACAACCCCAGCCACUAAAAUCAAAGUUUCAAGUUCAGGAGUUCCAGGCAGAAUUCUCCAUGAGUGCUGUGACCUCUGACAUCUCAGGCACCUACAGGUGCUAUGGUUCUAGGCACUCAUCUUCCUACCUGCUGACACAAGCCAGAGCCCCUGUGGAGCUCACUGUCACAGGUGAGGUGACCCUGAACUCUCAGCGUGACUUACAAUCCAAACCCUAGGAGACCCCUUGACUUGGUUGGGAUUAAGGGGACAAUAGGAAGGUUAGUCAGAAGGCAAUUUCCCUGCCAGAGAAGUGGAAGCCAGAAGCAGUCAUUCUCAUAAUGUCCACUCCAUCCUUUAUUGCAAUCUAGGUUUCAGGUAGACAGCAUGAGGAUCUUGGAGAGGUUACAGGAUAGUGAGCAGAGACAGGCCCCUAGGUUGGCAUCUAACCCUCAUCCCCUCUUGUUCUGUUUCCUAAAACCAAUUGGAGCCACCAGCCCACCACCCUCAAGACCUAUGCCAACAGCUGGACUGGAAGGGUACCUGAAGGCUCUGGUCGGAGUCUCUGUGGCCUUCCUCCUGUUCCUCUUCAUCCUCAUCUUCCUCCUUCUACGACGAAGGCAUCAGGGAAAAUUCAGGAAAGAUGCCCAGAAAGAUACAGAACUGCAACUUCCCACAGGAGCUGUAGAGCCAGUAACCAGAGACAGAAGCUCCCAGAAGAGGUAACUCAUGACCAGAGACAUAGACCCCACCUUCCUGACACACCUCACUGACAACUGACAUCUUCUUGUCUCUCCAGAUGCAAUCCAGCUGCUUCCACCCAGGAAGAAAUCCUUUGUGAGAUAAAGAGGGUCCUGGGGAGGGAGAUGUCUGAGGACUCAGCAUUGCAGGGGUGGUGGAGAGGCUCUGGGGUCUUUGCUAUUUGGGUCUGAACUUCUCACUAUGGACCCUGGAUAUCACAACACUCCCUGAUUCUCUGUCCACACCUGGGGCAAUACAGAAAACUAAGGGUCAGAGUCAUCCCUAGACUCUGGUCAGGAGACAUUCUGUUUGUUCUUCUGACAGACACUUCAGCAGAGGACACACAGCCUGAGGAUGAUGCCAAGCUGGACAGCUGGGUGAGGUUUCUGUCCCUAUCUGCAGUGCUAAGAACUUAGGGCCCAGUUUAGUCCAGGUGAUGCCUUGUUUUGUUCUCCAUCCCUUGGCCAUCAGAAGCAACCACAGCUGACCCUUACCUCUUUUCUGCAAGUAAAACCUACCUCACUCUCUCCUGGUAUUCCCUGGAUCAUGUGUCUCAUCGAUACUAUCCCCUUUCUGGCACCGUGGCAUCUGUCUGAUUGUCUUCUGAGUGGCAGCCUGGAAGGGAAAGCCCACAAAAACAUUUAUGGAACUAGCAGCUGCAGGCAGGAACCAAAGGGAGUGGGCAGAAAUGUGGGGUUUUGUAUUGUGUGUGUGGAUGUUUUACAAGCAUGUAUGUCUCUGCACCACAUGCCUGCAUGGUGUUCCAGGGGCCAGAAGAGAAUGCCAUAUACCCUGGAAUGAGAGUUACAUAUGAAUGCAGGUUGCCUUGUGGGUUCUUGGAAUCAAACCUGGAUCUUCUGUAGUAGAAGCCAUUGCUCUUAACCACAGAGCCAUCUCUCCAGC